This is a messenger RNA of Pleurotus ostreatus (oyster mushroom), 1287 nucleotides long. RefSeq names its product translocon subunit. Gene Ontology annotation, cellular component: membrane; Sec61 translocon complex. The record is from RefSeq and is a predicted model, not a curated record. The transcript has 4 exons. The coding region runs from base 1 to 1287 and encodes 428 amino acids. Gene Ontology annotation, biological process: post-translational protein targeting to membrane, translocation; SRP-dependent cotranslational protein targeting to membrane, translocation. Gene Ontology annotation, molecular function: ribosome binding; transmembrane protein transporter activity; signal sequence receptor activity. Lineage: Eukaryota; Fungi; Basidiomycota; Agaricomycetes; Agaricales; Pleurotaceae.
AUGUUAUCUGCCCUAGUCCGCUUCCUCAACCUCGUCCACCCGUUCCUCCCAAUCCUCCCAGAAGUCUCCGACCCCGAACGCAAAGCCCCCUUCAACCAGAAAAUUCUAUGGACAGCCGUCACCCUCCUCAUCUUCCUUGUGUGCUCGCAGGUUCCCCUGUACGGCAUCAUGUCCUCCGAUUCUUCAGAUCCUCUAUAUUGGAUGCGCGUUAUCCUAGCCUCGAACCGUGGAACACUCAUGGAACUCGGUAUCUCACCGAUUAUCACCUCCGGCAUGAUCAUGCAGCUGCUCGCGGGCGCGAACUUGAUUGAUGUAGAUUUCUCACUCAAGGAGGACAGAGCUCUCUUCGCAGGUGCACAGAAACUGUUUGCGAUUAUCAUAUCUCUUGGCCAAGCAACCGUAUACGUGCUGACAGGACUAUACGGUCAGCCAAAGGACCUUGGUGCAGGUGUUUGCUUGCUGCUCAUCAUCCAACUCGUCUCGGCGGCUCUCAUCGUCACUCUCCUUGACGAACUUUUAACAAAGGGGUACGGCCUCGGCUCAGGCAUCUCGCUCUUCAUUGCCACCAACAUCUGUGAAUCAAUCGUUUGGAAGGCAUUCUCCCCCACGACAGUCAACACCGGCCGUGGUCCCGAGUUUGAGGGUGCCGUCGUCGCCCUCGUCCACCUCCUCUUCUCCUGGAACGACAAGGGACGCGCACUUCAAGAGGCGUUUUGGCGCGACAGACUCCCCAAUGUCAUGAACCUAAUCGCCACGGUUGUUAUUUUUGCGGUGGUUAUCUACUUCCAGGGCUUCCGCCUCGAGAUUCCCGUCAAGUCGAAUAAAAUCCGGGGCCAGCGUGGCUCAUACCCCGUCAAGCUAUUCUACACGUCAAAUAUGCCGAUAAUGCUCGAGUCAGCGCUUACGUCGAAUGUGUUCGUUGUUUCGCAGAUGCUUGCUACGCGCUUCCCUGAUAACUUGUUUGUUCGCCUUCUUGGUGUAUGGGAGCCCUUGGAGGACUCCCCUCAACUCGCAGCUACCUCCGGCAUUGCCUACUACAUGUCCCCUCCGCACACUGUAAAAGAAGCCAUCCUCGACCCCAUCCACACAGCUAUCUACAUUAUCUUCAUCUCAACCACCUGCGCGUUGUUCUCAAAGACCUGGAUCGAAGUUUCGGGCUCGGGUCCGCGCGAGGUGGCAAAGCAGCUUAAGGACCAGGGCUUGGUGAUGGCGGGGCACCGUGACGGCUCGAUGUAUAAAGAGCUCAAGCGUGUGAUCCCGACUGCCGCUGCGCUUGGCGGCCACUAG